Prunus armeniaca (apricot) is the source of this 1488-nucleotide messenger RNA. NCBI's taxonomy places the organism in Eukaryota, Viridiplantae, Streptophyta, Magnoliopsida, Rosales, Rosaceae. The record is from the annotation of a GenBank genome assembly.
AUGGAAGAGAUUAUAUCCUCAUCUUCUUCACCCCAAUUUUGUCAAGAAACCGCAGCCACAUGUCAACAGCGUCUCCAGUUCAUAGUUCAGAACAGGCCCGAAUGGUGGGUGUAUUCGAUUUUCUGGCAAGCCUCGAAAGACAGCAAUGACCAAAUCUCUUUGUCAUGGGCUGGUGGCCAUUUCAAAAGCUCCAAGGACUUGGCAUCCAAGAGAAGCAACAAAGUGAUGAACAACUACCAACCCAAAUUUGGGUUCAACAAUGUGGAGAGGAAGAAGGUGAUUAACAGAGGAUGUGCUGAAUCUCUUUUCCAUGAAGACUUGGAGGACUUGGACAUGAGGCUGGUGGAUCAUGGAGUUGGAGAUGUUACUGACUCUGAGUGGUUUUACUUUUACAGCGUUUCUUUAACCCAGUCAUUUGCUGCAGGCCAUGCCACUAACAACAUUUUGGGUCGAGCAUUUUGUUCUGGUGGUUUUGUUUGGCUUGCAGGUGCUCAUGAGCUUCAAUUUUAUGAGUGCGAGAGAGUGAAAGAAGCUAGAAUGCAUGGAAUUCAAACUUUGGUUUGUAUUGCAACUCCAUGUGGGGUGCUUGAACUGGCUUCUCUGGAUGUGAUCAAAGAAGAUUGGGGUCUUGUGCACCUGUCCAAAUCGCUCUUCGGAUCAGACAACAACAGGAUCUCCAAGCAAGGCAGCCGUGACGGCAAUGCACCUGUUCCUUUCCCGGAAAGUGGGAUGUUUUCAGGACCUCAAAAAGACUUCCCCAGACAAGAGGGUGAUACAAAAGAAGCUGCACCUAUCAAUAUUGGUGGCUCCUCAUCAGACUCACCUUCUGAUUCUGUUGGCAAUUUCACUUCUGAAAACACAGAGAGGACUCGAUUGAAAAAGAGAGGAAGAUCAACAAACCAUGGACCAGGUAGAGAAUCACAAUUGUUAAACCAUGUUGAGGCUGAGAGACAGAGGCGAGAGAAGCUUAACCAUCGCUUCUACGUCCUCCGCUCUGUUGUUCCGAAUGUGUCGAAGAUGGACAGAUCUUCUUUGCUUGCAGAUGCUGUGGCAUACAUCAAUCAACUCAAAUCAAAGGUUGAAGAAUUGGAGGCCAAAAUCCAAUCACAACCCCAAAAUCCCAAAAUGGGCAAUGUGAGCAAUCUUGAUCAUCACAGCAGCCAAAGCACCAGCUCCAUAGUUGAUUUUCAUCAUUCAAGUAGUAAUAAGAAUAAUAAUAAUAAUAAUAAUAAUAGAGGAGCUGGUGUUGUGGAAGUGGAUGUAAAGAUUUUGGGAUCGGAAGCGAUGAUUCGUGUUCAGUGUCCAGAUCAAGACUACCCAUAUGCUAAGUUGAUGAAUGCGCUCAAAUCCCUGGGGUUACAAAUUUAUCAUGCAAGCAUUUCAAGUGUAAAAGAGAUGUUGAUUCAAGAUAUUGUGGCAAGAGUGCCUUAUGGGUUCACUAGUGAGGAGGCCAUGAGAAUGGGUAUUAUAAAAAGGUGGUACAACUAG